This is a messenger RNA of Malaya genurostris, 2151 nucleotides long. It is a transcript of the gene nudE, whose product is annotated as nuclear distribution protein nudE homolog. Gene Ontology annotation, cellular component: kinesin complex; kinetochore; centrosome. Gene Ontology annotation, molecular function: microtubule binding. Bases 215 to 1513 code for a protein of 432 amino acids. Gene Ontology annotation, biological process: vesicle transport along microtubule; chromosome segregation; establishment of mitotic spindle orientation. The transcript is spliced from 2 exons. NCBI's taxonomy places the organism in Eukaryota, Metazoa, Arthropoda, Insecta, Diptera, Culicidae. The record is from RefSeq and is a predicted model, not a curated record.
GUCAUAACCAGAUUUAUUGACUUUGCUUUUUGUAUGCUGGAGAGUGGUUUUCUGUGUGUUUAACAACGUAAAACAGUAAAAAAUGCAAAAAACUGUAAAAAUAAUAAUUAUUUAGAAGUAAAUAAUUUUCAUUUGUCACAGUUGCAAGACACUUAAUCAAAACCAGUGCGAAGUUUCUUUUCAAAAGCGUAUAUCAGAAAUAACUGGCCGAAGAAUGGAUCAGGAAAAACUCUUCACUAGCGUCGAAGAGGAAUGUUUAUAUUGGAAGGAACGAUGCUUGAAACUCAAGCAAGAACGAAACGAUGUACAAAGAGAAUUCGAUGAUUUUACAGAAGAAUCGCGGCAAUUAGAAGCUGAAUUAGAGAUGACGGUAGAACAACAAGAAAAAAAGAUCCGUGACUUAAAUCAAAUGGUAAAUCAGCUUCGAGUAGAAUGUGAGUCCUACAAACGAAAAGUUACGAAUACAGAAAAUGAGUCGAAUAAAAUUGACGCUGAUUAUAAACAACUGGCAAAAGAAAAUGAAAAAUUUAAGGUGUAUAUCCGUGAACUCGAGCAGAAGAACGACGACUUAGAAAGAGCUAAUCGGGUAGCUAGUGAAAGUGUAGCAGAAUUUGAAUCGAUGCUUAACCAAGCAUAUGAAAAAAAUGCUUUGCUGGAGCUAGAAGUAGAUGAGAAAGAACGCAUGCAAAUUAAACUUCAACGUCUAAUGGACGAAGCACGGGACCUUAAGCAGGAAUUAAAAGUAAGGAACUUUUCAAAAAUAGAAGGCGAAGACGAACCGUUGGAAACUGCGAUAGACAACAUAACAGUUGAGAAAACAUUUGACGUUCCCAACGAAAUGAAAUCUUUGACAUCUACUAAUACCAACACCACCGCCAAUCUCUGCCUCAGUAGUAAGUUGGAAAAUAUCAACAAUAACAUCAACUGCAGCAAAAAGACCGAUUCCACCAUCGUAGCACUUACGAAAUCAACCAGUAAACUUGACUUGGAAUCUAAGGAAGUAUCAUUGGAUAAUAUAGUAUCUCAACUUGACGAAGAUGCUCUUCAGCAGAAAUUAAUUACUGAGCGAAACGGAAACAUUGAUACUGCAUCUGCUCUAAUUCCGAAUGUUUUGAAUGCACCAAUGGCUCCCAGUGACCGUGUAUCGACACUAAGCAUUGUUGCUGACUUACUCCGACGACUUGAUAAUAUGGAGGCUAAACUCAAAGCUUGGAAAAUUCGUAAACCUUCAUCUCGUACAAAUCUUGCAUCAAAUGCAAGUCAUCGGCAUAACCAUUUGAAUCAUCAUUUGCAGCAUCAUUCUCAACACCAGCAAAGCUCACCAGUGUCGAUAAUGGGUGGGACACCUGCUGACAGCAACGCAUCGCUUCAUUCCAUUGACAGUGGGGACAGUUGCUGCAACGUACAGUUGCACUCUUAUCAACCGGGAAUGGCAAGCAUUGGUACACAAACCUCUCAGCAGCAGCAAAUCCAGUUAGCUGCUGUGAAAACCGAACUGAAAACAAGCAAGUAAUUAAACGACUCCUGCUCUUUUACUCUUAUGCGUAUACAUUAUAUUUUUAAUUAAAUUAUUUAAUUUAAUGUCCAACAUUUUUAUUGAAUAAGUGUCUUUAGUUCAUGUUUGUACAUAUAUGUGUAAAAGAGGAGAAGAUGUGUGGUAAAAAUCAAAUAUUUCCUAGCACGUUGAUUUUGUUUGUUUGAAAAACGUUGAUCGAAUUCAGAAAGCAACAUAGGUAAUUAUCUGAGAAUUAUAUAACAGUUUAAAAUAUUGUCUUCGAUUUACUUGAAUUGCAUAAGAAUUUAUAUUUCGGGAUAAGCCUUUCUCUAUAUUUUUCGAAGAACUUUAAAUAAAAUAUCGAGAGAUCUAUUGACGAAAUUGUAACAAAAAAGAGUUAUCAACACAUUUCUAAAUGUAUGUAUUGAUGAAUUAAAGUGCUGUCAUAUGUGAGCAAAUAUUGUUAUAAGUCGCAGCUUCUAGAUAAUAUACUAUAAAUGCAGAAUAAAACAGCUAAACAAUACAACUUAGUAGACCAAAUUCGAUAAUGUAUACACGAUAUAAGUUCUUUCAAUAGCAUACAUAAUAGAAAGCACAGUUAAUCCCAACCUAACUGUACAUAACAGACUAAUUGACAAGAAUAAUGGUAGUAUAUC